AUGAUUAAAAGCUCUUUAGAAGCAAACGUUUACUUGCGUGUCAUCGACGAGGAUUCGGUGUUGAACAAGUUACUGAGAAAUCAAGAAUUCGAUCUGCCGUCAUUUUUCAUCACAUCCUAUGCAAAAUUAUUAAAUAGUUCACAACACUCGGAUAUGGUCAAUUCCAAUAAUUCGCAGGAAAAUCGUCAAUAUCAAAAAAGAAUUAAAAUAGCUAACGACACUGAAUGUGAUGUUUUAGUAAAGAAAGCAACAUUGAACAAAUGUCCUCGAUGUUGGAAUUACCUAGCAAUCAAUGUAAAUGAACUUUGUAAAAGAUGCGAUGAUGUUUUAAUGAAAUAG
Ambispora leptoticha is the source of this 339-nucleotide messenger RNA. Lineage: Eukaryota; Fungi; Glomeromycota; Glomeromycetes; Archaeosporales; Ambisporaceae. The record is from the annotation of a GenBank genome assembly.